AACACUCAAAAUCAUUUUCUCCGUAAUUUUUCGCAAUUUUCGGACGUUUCUCCGUCACUUUCGCUUUCAAAACCCAUCCAAAAAGCUCUUUAAGCCUCCUGUGGAUCGCAUCUCGAUGGAAUUUGCCGCCGGAUCGACGCGACAACCGUGAAAAUCGUCAUUUGUCUGCCAGACAACGUGAAAAAUUUUAUUUACUACCGUCGAGCAGUGUCUGCCAGAGGCAAAGUGCGUACGAGUUAUUGCCAUAAAUGUAUCUGCUUUUACAUUGAUAAGGUGCGAAAGAAGAAUCGGGAGUGCGACGAAAAAAAAAAUAAAUAAAAAAAAAAAAUUAUUUAAAAAAAAUCUGAGAAAACAGGAAAUGAUCCUAAGAAAAAUUUAUAAAUAAAAGAAAAAAAAAAUAGAAAAAAAGUGGGAGAUAACGUAAAUCAGCUUUUUUUACAUGCUCCGAUAAGAUGAAUGAGUCAAGUGUAUAGAAAAAGAUUGAAAAUCAAAUCGCAAAGAAAAAAAAAGUAAUAAGAAAUAAAUCAACGACAGUGACGUUUUUAUUCAUUUUUUGUACUGCGACCGAAUCGAGUACAGUUCAAAGUUCACCGAAAACUCCACAACACACAAAAAAUGGGUCAAAAUCGGGGCAAUUGGCGUUCGUAUCAACGCGGAGGAGGCGGAGGUCAACGCGGCGGAAACGGUAUUUCGGGUCGUUACAACAACAACAAUCGCUCCUCCGGUCAUUCGUCGUCGUCGUCGUCGUCGUCGUGGACCUCGAAUAAUUCCCGGCGUCGCACAAAUCGUUGGGGUCCCCGUGAAUUUCACACGUCAUUUGAUGAACCGCCGCCGCCACUUCCGCCCGCAAUUGCCGCAAUGACUUCAUCGUCCCCAGCGUCAUCGAGUCCUGCGAUUCCCGCUUCAAACAACGACAGAAAUAUGGUAACAAAUACGAGCCCAUGGCAAACUGUACAAACAGGAGGUGGUGGUAACAACGCCACGUGGUUUAAUCGUAACAACCAACAGAUUUCACCAACAUUUAUUCAGUCACCAAAUAAUAUACUUAGUACAACACCCGCAACUACCUUCAUAACGACAAAACCGUUGAACAAUCACCCAACGACGACAAUUUUACGGCCAAUUCAGGCAAAACGUUCGCAACCCGUAACCUUGCUGACCGUUGUACCGCAGCAAAAAUCUCUUGCGCUGCAAAAUAAGCCGCCAUUAGCGCCAAAACCGCCUCCCAUAGCGCCCUCGACGCCAAAUUCGCAUCGAUUGUCGCCCGAAAACGGCGGCAAACAGCCCGAAAGUGCCGCAAAAGAGAACAUCAGCGGGAAAAGUAGUGAUAUUUCGUCUCGAGUUGAAUUAUUUGGCGGUGUUGGAGGCACCGCAGCACCCAGUCUUAGUAGUAGUAGCAAUAGUUUUAGUCAAAAAAGCGAGGAAAGCGGCGUUUUUAAAGUGCCCGAGGCAAAAAUAACACGCCCCAAAGUAAAUGCCAGUAAAAAUAUCUCGUCAAUCGCGCUCGAAAAGAAGGCCGAAGAAGUGACGAACAAGGCAUUGAAGAAUAUCAGCAAAAUGGACAUUGACCGUUUGAAGCAGAUCAUCAACAAACCGAAUAUCGAGUACGAGCGCGUCUUGCAAAAUGUCGCCACGAAGCGAAUUCGCUCCCGGAUGCAGGAAAAACUCCGAAAUUUCAAAUUAACAGAGUCAAAUGAGCCUGUAGUCGAGCCCGACGAAUGUAUUGACGCCGAAAAAAUCCCCGAUGCGUUCCUUUCGGAGAUUGAUCGCGUUCUAGACUUGAAUAUGUUCGACAAUACAAGCGAAUCUGACAGCGACGUCAUUUGUGUGAACGACAAAGAGGACAGUGACGUGCUAGAUCAAAACCUGGGCCUCUCAAAUGACCCCCCGGAUCGCAUCAUAAACCCCGAAGACAUUUUCCUGCGUGCCGAAAUCCUCCUUAUGGGCGAUACGUCGAUGCUGGAGCCCCGUUCCAACGAUUGUUCGGUGGCUAGUACCCGAAAUACGACCCCAAUUGACGAAAUGAUGACCCACAUCGACGAAAGUUUGUACAAAUCCGAACCGGAAAUCGUCUCAAUUGACGACGAUGACACGCAAGAUGUCAAAAAUGUGAAUUUAAGCGGAGAUAAACCUGAAAUAAAUUUCGUGAAUUGCAAUGAAAUGCCAACUUUGGAUAUCCCGCUGCCCGAAUCGAAUCCGUUGCAGGAGACAAAUGCGACGGAGAGACCUUUGAAACGCGCCCCCGGCGAUAAUCCGAUCAAAUUUAAGCUGCAACCGAAGAAAUUCGAUAAAAUUUCGCUGAAUUUGAGUCCGGCAGCGGUUAGUUCAAGUACGGAAGUGAGAAAAUUGUCGCCCUUACCUGAUGUGCCACAACCAAAGAAGUCUCGGAGUCGAUCCAAGGGACGUUCGCGUGAAUCUUCCUCACGAACACCUUCGAGAUCGCCCCGUCGCUCGAAUUCGCCUUAUUCCCGUGAUCGCUCCUCCUAUUCAAAAGACAGGCGGAAAUCCAAACAUCGCGAUCAUCGUGAAGAUCGUCGUGAUAAGUACUACGAUAGUCGCGAUGAGAGGCGGGAACGGAAGAAAAAACGUCGCGAGCGUCGGGAACAACGGGAGGAACUUUAUUACAACCGAAAUGAGCAUCAUCGGUAUCGAAGCCCCUCCCCCGAAUCUCGAUCUCGACGCACCUCGUCGCCAGAUGACGCCCAGGAACGCCCACGUCUCGAUCUCAAGUCGAAACUCAUGAAUUUGGAUGCAAUCAAGGCGGGAGCGAUUUUUAACGCCGCCAGCAGCAAUAACAACAACAACAACAGCGUCAAACAACCAAAUGAGCCUUCAAAAACGGAAUCUCUCAAAAAUUAUCGACACAUUCGCGAUAAAAGUCGCAGUGAAUCGAAUUCGCCCCCAAUUCAUCGUGAAGUUCUCGCAGCAGCGCCAAUUCCUUCUUCUUCUUCAUCGACGACGACGACGAAUUUCUUGUCGAAUUCAGUGACGUCGUUGGAAGAUUCCGCGACGAAAAAGAAGAGGCGGAGAAAACGUAGAAGUCGCACGAAAUCGCCGUCAGAGGAAAGGGGAACGCCCCCAUUGACAAUUGCUGUGACCACGCCCCCAGUUGGCUCGGAACUCGUAGAUUCGUCGAGUGAGAAGCAAAUUUUGCAGAUAAGUCCGAAGCUGAAGGUUGAAAUUAAAGUUUUGUCGACAAAGACGCCGGAGCCGGAGAUUCGGGCGAAUACAAAAGCGAAUGAAGUUGAUUUUAAUCAAGAUAUUGAGAGUGAAUUGGUAGCAACUGCCGUGAUCAAUAAGAAGACUUUUGAAGAAAUUCCGAAAGUUCAAACGACGACGACGACAGAAGUUGUUGAAAAUGUGCAAUCGGAGCCUCCAGUGACGGAAGUCAUUGAGGAAACGCCCCCAACUGUGCCUGAGCCCGUCGCUGCUCCCGAAGAAAGCGUCAUCAUGAUCGCUCCGCAGCCCGUGCAACACGAAACGCUCCAACCGGAACAACAAAUCGUCACCGUUUGUCAAAAUCAACCGAUUUACAGCAUGAUAACCGUAACCGAAGCCACUAAACUACAAGCAAUGCAAAAUGUCAUCGCCGCGCAGCAAUCUCAGCUCGAUACCCUCGCUGACGGGCUUUUAGACGAAAUUGUCGAGAUGGAACAGCAAGAACCCUCGAAGGAGGCAGCUCAAACGUACGAAGCAAUUGCUCAAAAUUUAAUCGAAGAAGUCGUCAAACACUCGCCUCCCAACCAAUCGCACGCCUACGAAGCCCUGAACAACGAAAUUAUCGCCCAGCAGGCGCAUCAGGCACAACAACAAACGCAUUUUUCGCCGCCGCAGAACAUUUCGUCAACCGUUUACCAAUCUCCCGUUGCCCAAAUGAGUUAUCACUCGUCGCCAUCUACCUCGUUAAUUCACAUGUCGUCGCCCGCCAGUCAAUUCCAUCAAUCGCCCGCCCAUAGUAUCCACAGUAUGCACAGCAUUUACUCGCCGGCGUCGUGUCACGCGUACCCGAAUCAGUCCCCGAUGCAAAAUAUCGCAAUUUCGCCGCGUCAAACGCUCCAAAUUGUCCCGGAAAAUCCGCUCUCGAACGUCAGCAUGCAUUCCAAUCACGACCAUAUUCAUUCGCAACAUCCCUAUGUGAUGCAACAUCAUGACACGUCGCUUCAUUUGUCCCCCGAACAAGUUCAGCAAGUUGCCUCGUUGCACAAUACGCCUCUUCAUGACACCGCAUCGAAGCAGGAAAACACUCUGAUGGACGAAAUUGUGCGAAAUUUGAUGUUAAACAACGAUGUGGUCGAUGUCCCAUCGAAUUCCGUGAUGAAUUCGUACUCCUCAUGCGUGCAAGAUCGUCCCGCUGAAUUGAAUUCGAACAGUUAUGAUGGCACCGAGUCAAAUUUGAAUGCGGAAAGUCCUCGUAAUUACACGUCGCCCAUCCGAAACGACGUUUUCUUGCAUCAAACGAGCAUGUCGCAAGAGGAAACGACGCUCCAACCUCUGACGCAGCAACAACAACACGCCAUGACGCCAGUUUCGGUACAAGAUCAGCCGAAUACAACCCACGAACCCAUGGAUAUCGAAAGAUUUUCCCCGGGGGAGAGGCUUUCCGAACAUUUUUCGGAAAUUCCCCAGUCCACAGAGCAAAACUUCCCGUAUCAAACGGAAAUGAACGAAUGUCCCCAUUCCCGAUCGUGGCGUUCGCCGGGCGAAAAGAAAUGCAUGACAACCGAAAAUCGCUCAGAAGCUGAAAUACUCGCCGAAAAAUUCGUGGAUGAGACAAAUGUAGGUCAUGUGCCUCUCACGAGCUUCGGUAGUGCGCCCCAACCUUCGCCACGUGACAACGAACAAUGGGUCGACGGGCGAAUUAACCUCCAAGUACUUCAACGCAUGAAAGAAAUCGAUAUCCAGAUGAUGGGACUUCAAAAGGAAAAAAUGUCAAUCGAUAGUAUGAUUCUCAAACUUCAAACUGACAAAAUGGCGAUCGAUCAGACAACUUUGAGGUUACAAAAUGAACGCUUCAUUUUGUUAAACACAAUUAUGAACUCUUAUCCGCAAGCGAUGCUCCCAACGCCGACAGCGACCCCUCAACAAGGCAUGGAAACAAAUUUCCAUACGAAUAACAUCGUGAAUCGCUUGGGAGGACUCUCACCAACUUCGGAAAAGAUCUUGUCAGAAUCUGUUCAAGCAACGACGACAACAGCGCCAAAAGUCGCAGCGGAAGAAACUGAAACUAAGUCUGAGAAGAAAAGUUCGAAACAUCGACAUGAUUCGACGUCAGAUCGCAAAGAUAAGAGUCACAAAAGUCGCAAAAGAUCAAAGUCGAGGGAUAGAUCUUCGAGUCAUCAUAAGAAAGAAUCAAAAGACAAAGACAGGAAAAAGCGAUCUGAACAUGAAUCAAGAUCUCAUGAGAAGAAACGAGAUCGUUCUGCGGAAGAAAAACGAUCAAAUUCGGAAAAACGUGAAAAGGAAUCUUCUAAAGAACAGCCCAAAGAGAAAAAGGAAGUCACGAAACCUCAAAUAGUUGAAGAUCCAAUCGCCUUACCUGAUGCUCCCAUCAAGAAAACUGUGAUAGCGACGAAAAUUCAAACGCCUCUUCCGAAACCGCCGAUAGAGGCGCCCAAAAUCACAAUUGCCAUGAAUACCCCAUCGAAUGUCCAAAUCAAAACUACCAUCGCCAAAUUACCCGCUUCGAUAAAGACAAAGGUUAAACAUUCCUUCGAAGAAGCUUUGAGUGCUUCAUCGAUGGCUCCCGCUCCGCUAAGCAAAAAACUUAAAGAAUUCAAGAAGGAAAUGUCCGCGCGGAAAAACGAAAUCUCAUCUUCUGAGUCGAAAGUUGAUCCCAUCACGCUUAAACUAUCCGACGUUCAUACGGUAACUUUGACAGAAACAGCGCCCCCUUCCGGCGAAAGAGGUCCCAAAUCCAAAAGACGCCCUCGUAGCUUGGAUAAUGGCGGCCCGAAACGCCGUCGGAAGGAAACUAAACCACGAAUGACUAAAAAGCGUCGUGAACGUUUGAUGCGUGAAGCACAAGUCGCCCAGCAGCAACAACAGGAAGAAGAAGAGCAAGAAGUUAUCAUUAAACGUCCUCGACGCUCCGGCGGAAAGAUAAUGCAAAUGAUGAUGCCCGCGAAUUCCGAUACCGAAGAAGAAGAACAAUUUGCGCAGAGCCCUCUGGUGAUCAAUGAACCAAUCUUGUCGGAAGAGAUCGACGAAACGAUCUACUUGCCUGAUGACUUUGUUCUUGCUGCCAAUGAGGAGUAUGAGGAAGAGGUUUACGAUAACAGUGUUUCGCAUCAAAUGUCUCUUCUGAACAAGGAAUGCAAAAUUGUCUUGCGUAAAAUCGAUAUGGAACGAUAUCUGAAAAAGAAGCCAGUAGAUGCGAAAUUAGAAAGUGGUUUGGAAUUAUCGCUGCCAAGUAGUCCGGAAAAGGAUAAUUUGCCAAAAACGAAUGAAAUGGAGCAAGUUAUGAGUGAUGCCUUAAGUGAAGAAGACGACGAAGAAGAAGAAGAUAUCGACGAAACGUCGUCGAAUCAUUCGAUGGAAGAGGAAGACUUCGAAGGAAUUCCCGAACCACCCGUUUGGGAUGGAAAGUUUCAAGGACAUGAUACGCCAAUUGUGCAUUUAAAGGUCGUUGGACGAUACUUAAUCGCCGCAUCGGAAGACGGUGCCAUUUACCGAUAUUUGUGGCGUACAGGAAAAUUGGAAAAAGUUUUCCGUGAACACACAAAAGUCGCGACCCAUUUUACCGUCGAUGAAAACCAAUUUGUCUAUUCCGUGUCGCUUGAUGGUUACAUGAAGAAAUUCGCACUUGAGAACUUUACGACGUCCGUGGAAUCCGUUCAUCUAAGUGAUCUGCUGCAAACAAUUGAGCUGUGCUGGAACAAUGCCUACAUUGGCACGCGAAAUGGCAGAAUUUUGGUGUACGAUACACAGAUGAACAAGUUAUUAAUUCCACCGUUGUGUGAGAUAAAUAAACCCGUGAACAUUAUAAAGGCGAGCAAGGAGGGCCCACGUAAAAUUCUCAUGGUCGGAUUAAAGGGAAAUCAAAUCCAAAUACGGGAUGCUGACAAUGGAUUAUUGCUGCGAAACUUGUGUUUGACGGAAAAAUACACAAUUUAUAGUUUGGCACUCGAUGGAGGCGUCAUUCAUUGCGGCACGAAUUCCAAUGAAAUUGUAACACUCGACUUUUAUAAUGGUCAAGAAGUUUCACGGAAAAAAUGCGGCUCUGGAGCGAUCAGUAUGAAAAUCUAUCGGAAUCUCCUGUUUACGGGAUGUUAUGAUGGAUUUAUCUAUGUGCAUAAGAAGGACUCGAAUAAGGUCGUUGGCAAGCUGCAUGGACCUGGCAAGAUGUUACUUGACUUUGAAUUGGUCGAUAAUAAGAUAAUUGCCGCUGUAAAAGACAAAAAUCUCCGCAUCUGGGACAUUGCCCAAGACAUCAUCUCCCAAACUGACGGGAUGCAAAAUUCAUCGUUAUCGUCAUGAUCUUUACUGCAAUUGACGUCAAAUCCAUUCCUAAACCACUAAUUUGCGACGACGACGACAACUGGAUGGACGACGUUAAUACCAAAUACAAAUAGACGUCACAAUAGUUAAGUGGCUGUGAUACAAAUGAUAAAAAAAAUAUUUAACGAGCACGAGGACAGAGGAGCUUAUCAGAGGAUUUUACUUUCUUACAAAAAAAAACGCAAAAAACAGGAUUCAAAUUUUCCGCCAUUUUAUUUUCUUCAAUUUGUAAUUAAUUGUUCCUGACUUGAAACUUCCAUCGAUAGCAUGGAGUGCCAUUAUUAGAGAAAAAACAACCCAAUAGAGUUCCUCACUAAUUUUUUCCAGUAUUCCUAAUAGAAAAAAAAUAAAUAAAAACUGAGAGAAAUUUUGAAUCCUAUUUAAGAGAAUGUUGAAAGAAAAAUAAUUUUAAAUGAAGAAUUGUAAUUAAUUAUAAAUUAUAUUAUGAGGAAUUGAUUUCAUAUAAAAGAAGAGACAUUUUUGUACAAAUAUCCAUAUUUUCUCAUUUUUAUUAAAAGGAAAUGAGUUUAGGUUGAUACAAAUGGUCAAAGUGUUUCAUGUUUCAAAAGAUUUUUAAAAAAUUUGAAA
Messenger RNA from Culicoides brevitarsis, 8085 nucleotides. RefSeq names its product serine/arginine repetitive matrix protein 2. The record is from RefSeq and is a predicted model, not a curated record. Bases 616 to 7476 code for a protein of 2286 amino acids. The transcript is spliced from 9 exons. Gene Ontology annotation, cellular component: membrane; cytosol. Lineage: Eukaryota; Metazoa; Arthropoda; Insecta; Diptera; Ceratopogonidae. Gene Ontology annotation, molecular function: SH3 domain binding; RNA binding.